UGCGAAGCAGAUUGGAACCAUGGCUUAUCCCUUACUCUUCUGCCUCUUGCUCGCUCAUCUGGGAUUGGGAACUGCUAGCGCCAGCCGCGACCCUCCGGGACGGCUGGAUCCCCCUAGAGAGAGAACCCUGAGGCUGAAGCAGCACGCCCAGCAGCCGGCUCGAGCCUCUGCCUCGGAUUCCUCGGCUCCCUGGAGCCGCUCCACCGACGGCACCAUCUUGGCGCAGAAACUCGCCGAGGAGGUGCCCAUGGACGUGGCCUCUUACCUCUACAGCGGGGACUCCCACGAGCUGAAACGAGCCAACUGCUCCAGCCGCUACGAGUUGGCGGGCCUGCCGGGGAAGUCGUCAGCCCUAGCCAGCUCCCAUCCCUCCUUGCACGGGGCACUCGACACGCUGACACACGCCACUAACUUCCUCAACAUGAUGCUGCAGAGCAAUAAGUCGCGGGAGCAGAACUUGCAGGACGAUCUGGAGUGGUACCAGGCACUGGUGCGGAGUCUCCUGGAGGGCGAGCCCAGCAUUUCCCGGGCAGCCAUCACCUUCAGCACCGAGUCGCUGUCCGCGCCGGCCCCGCAGGUUUUCCUCCAGGCCACCCGCGAAGAGAGUCGCAUCCUGCUCCAGGACCUGUCCUCCUCGGCACACCACCUGGCCAACGCCACGCUGGAGACCGAGUGGUUCCACGGCCUGCGGCGCAAGUGGAGGACCCACUUACACCGCCGCGGCUCCAAUCAGGGGCCCCGGAGCCUGGGCCAUAGCUGGCGGCGCAGGGACGGGCUUGGCGGGGACAAGAGCCAUGUCAAGUGGUCUCCACCUUAUCUGGAGUGCGAGAACGGGAGUUACAAACCCGGGUGGCUGGUCACUCUCUCCGCUGCUUUCUACGGGUUGCAGCCUAACCUGGUCCCGGAAUUCAGGGGUGUUAUGAAAGUUGACAUAAAUCUUCAGAAAGUGGACAUUGACCAAUGUUCAAGUGAUGGCUGGUUUUCAGGAACUCACAAAUGUCACCUUAACAAUUCAGAGUGUAUGCCAAUUAAAGGCCUAGGAUUCGUGCUUGGAGCCUAUCAGUGCAUUUGCAAAGCAGGAUUCUAUCAUCCUCAAGACUUCUCACUGAACAACCUCCCGAGAAGGGAUCCGGAUCACCCUUUGGCAGGAAGUGCAAAAGAUGUGUCAGAAGAAGCCACAUGUCGCCUACCCUGCAGAGAGGGCUGCCCCUACUGUGCUGAUGACAGCCCUUGCUUUGUCCAGGAGGAUAAGUAUUUGCGACUUGCUAUCAUCUCCUUCCAAGCCCUGUGUAUGCUGCUCGACUUCGUUAGCAUGCUCGUGGUCUACCACUUUCGCAAAGCAAAGAGCAUCAGGGCAUCGGGCCUUAUUCUGUUGGAAACAAUUCUUUUUGGGUCUCUGCUUCUAUAUUUUCCGGUUGUUAUUUUGUACUUUGAGCCAAGCACAUUUCGCUGUAUUCUCCUAAGAUGGGUCCGUCUUCUCGGUUUUGCUACUGUUUAUGGAACUGUCACUCUCAAGCUUCACAGGGUUUUGAAAGUGUUUCUUUCACGAACAGCCCAACGGAUUCCGUAUAUGACUGGUGGACGGGUCAUGAGGAUGCUGGCAGUAAUGCUCCUGGUAGUAUUUUGGUUUCUUGUUGGCUGGACUUCAUCUGUUUGCCAGAAUUUGGAGAGGCAGAUUUCACUUAUUGGCCAAGGGCAAACAUCUGAUCACCUCAUCUUCAACAUGUGCCUCACUGAGCGCUGGGAUUACAUGACAGCAGUUGCUGAAUUUUUAUUCCUCUUGUGGGGUGUUUAUCUCUGCUAUGCAGUGCGGACAGUCCCAUCAGCAUUUCAUGAGCCACGCUAUAUGGCUGUCGCAGUUCACAAUGAGCUCAUUAUCUCUGCUAUAUUCCAUACAAUUAGAUUCGUUCUUGCCUCAAGACUUCAGUCUGACUGGAUGCUAAUGCUGUAUUUUGCACAUACUCAUUUGACUGUGACAGUCACCAUUGGGUUGCUUUUGAUUCCAAAGUUUUCACAUUCAAGCAAUAACCCACGAGAUGACAUUGCUACAGAAGCAUAUGAAGAUGAGCUAGACAUGGGCCGGUCUGGAUCCUACCUGAACAGCAGUAUCAAUUCAGCAUGGAGUGAGCACAGCUUAGACCCAGAAGACAUUCGGGAUGAGCUGAAGAAACUCUAUGCCCAGUUGGAAAUAUAUAAGAGGAAGAAGAUGAUUACAAAUAACCCCCACCUCCAGAAAAAGCGGUGCUCCAAGAAGGGCUUAGGCCGUUCAAUCAUGAGGCGUAUCACCGAGAUCCCAGAGACGGUGAGCAGGCAGUGUUCCAAAGAGGACAAGGAAGUCACAGACCACGGCACAGCCAAAAGCACUGCCCUGGUCAGGAAGAACCCGCAAGAGUCUUCAGGUAACACCGGGAAGCCCAAGGAGGAGUCCCUGAAAAACCGAGUCUUCUCCCUGAAGAAAUCCCACAGCACUUACGAUCAUGUGAGGGAGCACACAGAAGAGUCCAACAGUUUACCGGGGGAAAGCCAAGAAGAGGAGUCUACAGAACAUUCCACACUGGAGUCUCUGUCAAGUAAAAAAUUAACACAAAAACUGAAAGAAAACAGUGAGGCCGAGUCCACAGAGUCUGUGCCUUUGGUGUGUAAGUCAGCAAGUGCUCACAAUCUCAGCUCAGAGAAGAAGCAGGGGCACCCACGAACAUCCAUGUUACAAAAGUCUCUCAGUGUCAUAGCAAGUGCCAAGGAGAAGACUCUUGGAUUAGCUGGGAAAACCCAAACAUCAGGCCUGGAAGAACGUGCUAACUCCCAGAAACCUCUGCCAAAAGAUAAAGAAGCAAACAGAAAAUACUCAAAUUCAGAUAAUGCAGAGACUAAAGAUUCUGCCCCCCCAAACUCCAGUCAUUUGGAGGAGCCAAGAAAACCUCAGAAAUCUGGGAUUAUGAAGCAACAAAGGGUCAACCCGUCCACUGCCAAUUCUGAGAUGAGCCCAGGCACCACCCAGAUGAAGAACAACUUUGACAUAGGGGAAGUGUGCCCUUGGGAGAUUUAUGACCUGGCCCCUGGUCCCGUGCCUUCAGAAUCAAAAGUUCAAAAACACGUAUCUAUUGCAGCUUCUGAAAUGGAGAAAAACCCAACUUUUUCCUUAAAGGAAAAAUCUCAUCAGAAGCCUAAGGCAGCUGAACUAUGUCAGCAAACCAAUCAGAAGAGCGUAGACAAGGCUGAGGUAUGCCCUUGGGAGAGCCAAGGUCAGCCCGUUUUGGAAGAUGAGAAGAAUUUGAUUUCCAAGACUCAGGUUCCCCCGGGGAGGGCUAAAGGUGAGAAUGGCGGUCAGCGUUAUGCGAUAAACGUGUGUGCUGGGCAGUAUGAAGAGCUGCCCCCCAAAGCUGUAGCAUCAAAAGUAGAGAAUGGAAAUCUCAACCAAAUGGGAGACCAGGAACAAAAAACAUCUUCCCCUGAGGAAAAUGUGCCUGGCUCCUAUAACUCAAGUAAUAACUUUCAGCAACCUUUAACAUCGCGAGCUGAGGUGUGUCCUUGGGAGUUUGAGACCCCAGAUCUACCAAAUGCUGAAAGAAGUGCUUUACCUGCUGCCUCUUCCACUUCAAGUGCAAAUAAGAUAGCAGGGCCUCGGAAAUAAGAGGUCUGGGAUACUUGUGGGCGUAGCAUCCCCAGAAAGAAAAGGAGAAGAAGGAAGAAACCCUGAAUUCCACAGAAGAUAGAAAUUCCCAAAGAAUAUUUGUCAGUCAAGGGAAAGGGGAAAGACAAGGGCAGAAGAAGACCUGGAGGGCAGAGCAACAUCACAAUGGAGGAAUUAGACUGGCCUAGAGAAGUCUUUCCCCUGAGGACAUGAGGAGAAUCCUUACAUUUCGGCGUGUAGGGAGAGUAGCCCUCACCGUCUGCCCCUGAUCAGUAUUUGCCCAUGGCCCUUUGAAGAUCCUAAGCAAGGCAAACCAGAAGACACAGUAUGAGAUUGUGCAAAGAAGAAGAAGGUAUAGACAUAUACGACCGAAAUUCUAAGUAGCUAACUGAACUUACUUUACCUAUUUAACCUUGAUAGCACUGCUAACUUAAUGCAUCCCAAAAAUACCUUUUAUAUUAAUGAUUGCUCUCAUUUUCUUAUAAAUGUAUGUUUCAGUACAUGGUUGUGUCUCAUAUUCAAGCAUUCCAGGUUGUAUAACUUUUGCAAAUAACUUUGAUAUUAUGUGACACAACACAUUUAUGCAAUCUGCAGCUACUCAAUUGUUCUCGCAAGUUACAGAAUACCUGCUAUCUAUCAACUUUAGUUGAUUCUUGAAGUACAGUAAGCUUUCUCUGGCUUGGGAAGCCAUAACUGUUAUGAUAAACUCUUCUCGUUCUGGCUGUGGUUUAUAUAUAUUGUGAAUUUGGAUUUGACUCUAUUGUUUCACCUCAUGGUUUGUUAUACUGUCUUAAUCAGGGUUUUUUAUACAAGUUGAGUUACUUGUUUUGCACUUCUUGUUAGGACUCUGAGACCCAGCGGUCCUACUCUAGUCAUAUGUCUCAGUAAAGGACAACUUACCUAUUGUUUGUUCAGAGUCAGAGACAGGUAACGCCUUCAUUCCAAUCUAUUGUCCCUUUUAACUCUUUUCAGUAUUUCAUACUUAGCAGCAUUUCGUAAGGAAGAAGCUAAGAGUGAGAAAAAUAUACUGCACAUUAGUAUCACCACCGAAAGGGAAGACUCUAGGAAUGACAUGAGAAUUACAACAGUAAUUCUCUUCCCUGCAGAGCCAGGGAAUUUGCCUUUCAAAACACAGACAGAAAGGGAGCUACUGAUAGCACUUUCAAGGGAGUAUUUUUUUAAAGAGAAAAAUUAUGAUAGCAUCAAGAUCAUUG
Molecule: messenger RNA, 4845 nt
Organism: Lynx canadensis (Canada lynx)
Lineage: Eukaryota; Metazoa; Chordata; Mammalia; Carnivora; Felidae
Gene: GPR158
Product: G protein-coupled receptor 158
Biological process (GO): G protein-coupled receptor signaling pathway
Cellular component (GO): membrane
Molecular function (GO): G protein-coupled receptor activity
Source: RefSeq, a predicted model, not a curated record